ACUGAAUUUUGGAUAUGUCUCAAUUGAAAGUAAACACUUCUUGGAUAUAUCAAAUAGUUUGACGAUGACAUGAAAUCAGUUGUGAUAUCUAGAGAGGAAGCCACAUCAGCCUUACAGCUGCACAUGUAUCUGGUUUUCAUGCGGGUCCUAAUAUCUUGGUUGAAUCAGAAUUUGGAGAUGUCGGUUUUUGUGGAGAGAGGAAAACCAGAGAACCCAGAGAAAAACCCUCGGAGCAAGGCAAGAACUAACAACAAACUCAACCCACAUACAUUGUGUGGCACUGGGUCAGAAUUGAACCAGGGCCACGUUGGUGGGAGGCAAACACUCUCACUGCAGUGCCAUCCCUGCGCCCAUGCCAGAUAAAUAAAAUUAUUCUUAAAACUUAACAGGUUUGUCAAAAUAUGUAAACGAACUUAUACCAAUUUUUUUUAAUUUUUAUUUUUGAUAGGGUCCUGGAUCAUCACUGCCACCAUCUGGAUCAAAGACGUCAUUUGCACGAUCAAUGGGUCUUACAGGGACACCAGUUGGGCAACACUCUUUUGAUGAAGGCAGAAGUGUUUUGGCCAAGUCUUGGGCUGGUCCUGACUCGCACACUGAAGGUUCAAAAUUCCGGCCAGACAGUGCAUCUAAAGCCACUGCCGGCAGAGACUACCCUCGCCCCUGGUUGAGUGGAAGCAAGCCAGCAAAGGGUAUUGAAGCUAUGGACAGAGACAACACAAGGCCACCUCCUCGAAAAGCGCAUACCUAUAAUGAUAACGAGAAACCUCCAUGGAAUGCAAAGACUGCUGUACCAUCUCAUGAUUUUGAUGAGUGGUUCAACAUGCAGCACAGGGCACCCAGGACUGCUGAUGAGGACUUGAGGGACUAUCAAGGAUCUUCCUGGGGAAGGAAUGGAGAAAUUGUAAGUUUUGCUCACUAUAAAUACUUAUAA
This is a messenger RNA of Orbicella faveolata, 931 nucleotides long. RefSeq lists its product as uncharacterized. The record is from RefSeq and is a predicted model, not a curated record. Lineage: Eukaryota; Metazoa; Cnidaria; Anthozoa; Scleractinia; Merulinidae.